This is a messenger RNA of Sesamum indicum (sesame), 968 nucleotides long. RefSeq names its product chlorophyll a-b binding protein 6 (gene LHCA1). Gene Ontology annotation, biological process: photosynthesis, light harvesting. The record is from RefSeq and is a predicted model, not a curated record. Gene Ontology annotation, cellular component: membrane. NCBI's taxonomy places the organism in Eukaryota, Viridiplantae, Streptophyta, Magnoliopsida, Lamiales, Pedaliaceae.
CUCAACUAGUUCACCCCCUAGCCAUUCUCUCAUCUCAGUUCCCCAUCAAGAAUCCAUAUAUUCAAGAAUGGCUGCCAAUGCAUUGAUGAGCUGCGCCGCCGCAGCCGCUGCCGUUUGCCCCUCCGUCCUCUCCUCCUCCAAGUCAAAAUUCGCGGGCUCCGUAGGGUUUGGCACCAAUGCCGCCACCUCUAGGUUCACCAUGUCCGCCGAGUGGAUGCCCGGCCAACCCCGCCCGCCCUACCUUGAUGGAUCAGCCCCAGGGGACUUUGGAUUCGACCCGCUUCGUCUAGGGGAAGUCCCGGAGAAUCUAGAGAGAUACAAGGAAUCCGAGCUCAUUCACUGCAGAUGGGCUAUGCUUGCUGUUCCUGGAAUUCUUGUACCGGAGGCUUUGGGUUUGGGUAAUUGGGUCAAGGCCCAGGAAUGGGCAGCAGUCCCAGGAGGGCAAGCCACGUACUUGGGUAACCCGGUUCCAUGGGGCACCCUACCCACCAUUUUGGUGAUUGAAUUCGUGGCAAUUGCCUUUGUGGAGCACCAGAGGAGCAUGGAGAAAGACCCGGAAAAGAAGAAGUACCCGGGUGGGGCUUUUGACCCGUUGGGCUACUCCAAGGACCUGAAGAAGUUCGAAGAGCUCAAAGUCAAGGAAAUCAAGAAUGGGCGUCUUGCGUUGUUGGCGUUCGUGGGAUUCUGCGUGCAGCAAUCGGCGUACCCUGGUACAGGGCCACUGGAGAACUUGGCGACGCACCUGGCGGAUCCAUGGCACAACAACAUCGGAGACGUUAUCAUUCCUAGAUCACUUUCGCCUUGAAACCCCCACAUACAUAUAUCUGUAACAUUAAUUAACGUGUAUGUGAUAUGGAUGAAUGGAAUGGCAUCCACCUCCUUGUGUAUGUUUUCUCCUCCUCUCUAAAUUGUUUCUUCACACACUUAAUUAAUUGAUUAGGCAAAAAAUGAAACUACCUCUUAUUUCA